This is a messenger RNA of Cutaneotrichosporon oleaginosum, 1293 nucleotides long. RefSeq lists its product as uncharacterized. Lineage: Eukaryota; Fungi; Basidiomycota; Tremellomycetes; Trichosporonales; Trichosporonaceae. The record is from RefSeq and is a predicted model, not a curated record.
AACAGACUGUCCACCGAAGCCAGAAGCAUAUAACCUGCCGACAAACCUACACACCCCCAUCCCAUCAUGUAUCACCGAACUCGCUCCAGCUGCGCCAGCUAUGACACCGCCUCCACUGCAGUCUACUCGCUGUCGCGGAGCACAUCGUGGAGCGGCAUGACUGCCGUCGAGAGCGUCGGCCGCUGCAAGUAUCCCACUGCCCCUAAGCAGGCGUUUCCCGUCGUGGUCGAGGCCAUAGAACUGGCCCACACUGCACUACCUCCGACGUAUCCCAUGUCCUCCGCCCCCUCAACUCUAAGACCCGCACGUCCUACACGCCCAUUUCCCGGUGUCGACCCUAACCUCUGUGCCGACACUCGUUUUCCUCCCCCGCACCGAUUCCGGUUCUCAACUUACGAGCCGGCGCGGCCACCCACUGCCCUGAGCUGUUUCUCGUCGUCAACUACUCAUAAGGAGAAGAGCCUGCUCCGGCGCGCAAUCACUCACAGCCUCGCCCAUAUUCGCAACCUUUCCUCCGGUAGUCUUCAACGUGUUCGCUCCCUCUCACGACGCGCCGGCUGUCGGCGCGCGAGUGUCUACGAUCCCAAGUUUGUGGCUCUUGACAAUCUCCCCGACAAGCUAGAGCCCGCUUCACCCCCCGACCAUCGUAGCGCAAGCCGCGUCUCACGCGUCAUCCUCCAGGUGCCGCGCGCUGAGCCUCUCCUCCCGGCAGUCCUUGCCGCAGCUGAGGAUGUGAAGCUCGAAAACGUUAACCUCACCGCCGCCAUUUCCGAGCUGGCUCAGAUCGUCACACCUGGCGAGCGAGCCAGAGCAAGCUUGGCGUAUCCAUUGGCUGGUUCUCGCGAGGCUUCGCGGCCGGACUCGCAGCUCCUCCCACCCAUCGACUUCUCUGCUCCGCCUUCCAAGUGCAGACCUCCACUUCCCGCUGACUUUGGCGGGCCGGUAGUCACGUGCUCUCGUCGCGCCAGCAGACCCCAGUUCACAUACAUUUAGUGUGCUCAUGACCGACACGACUUGAUCAUGCGGAUGUGUAUAUAGCCCACCGUAUCGAUGUUUGACAUGUGUGUGUGUGUGUGUGUGUGUGUGUGUGUAGUUUAGUUGUCUCCAUGCCAUUUAUGCUUGAGAGUGAUUGAGUGGACAAUCGAAAGAAACACCCAUUACAGAUCCGCAAAAACCAAAAGAGAGAUCUGGACGAGUUAGGAAUCGAACCAAAGACCUUGUCAAGAACAGAUAAGGCUCCACAGGACAGUGGACAUGCUAAUGACACGCUCUACCAACUGAGCUACACGCCCG